Messenger RNA from Coregonus sp. 'balchen', 33032 nucleotides. NCBI's taxonomy places the organism in Eukaryota, Metazoa, Chordata, Actinopteri, Salmoniformes, Salmonidae. The record is from the annotation of a GenBank genome assembly.
AAGUUCUGACGCGCACGAUAGAACUGUGGACUCUGGGCAUCGCUACAGAGGUGGUAGACUGCUAGGCGGGGGCUGGAGGCGAAGACAGACAAAUAUAUUUUAUGUUAUUAAUAAAACUGGUUACAAUGAAGCGCAGAAAGAUUGUGGUUGCGGCAGGCUUCUGCCUUGCCUUCUUCCUUGGUACACUGAUGAAUUUGCUGUAUAUACCAGGGUUUGAGCACCAUCAGAACCACGACCAUAGAGUACAUCGGUACUACCACGAAAAACAGCAGCAGGUUACAGACGAUUCACAGCUUCAAGUCGGCGAGUCAGUCACUGAAGUUGUGGCCGAGUCCAAUAGUAAACCUGCCGCAGGAAGCAGGCAUCACCAGGACCUUUUGCUGCAGAUACGAGAAAGAUUUGAUGAGGUUGUGCGGUACCGUCGGCGCCAAGCACAUGGGUCUGGCACCGGAGACCCAGUCCGCCCGCUGGAGAGACGGAGGCUCAUGGAUUCAGAGCCAGGGGACAAUUGGGACACUAUCAAAGUCAUUGAGCGAACCGAUAACCGACAGACGCAUUUUCAAAAUCGACUUAAACCAUCCACAUACAUGCACACAGCAUCACGGAAAGAUUUCACUAUGAAUUUGAGGAGCAUUAACGGUACACUGAUGCUUGGCUGCAGCAGCAUAGACAACGUGACCAAUGUUCAGUACCUCGGCUCAGGCUACACAAAGGCUGUCUACAAGGCGUCUCUCAACAACAGCUUGUCCGUGGCUCUGAAAUCGGUGGAUUUCGGGGGACACGAUAUGGAAAAUUGCGUAAAGAAAUAUGGAUCACCUGGAGACUGCUACACACUGGCGUCCUUCAAAAUAGUGAAAGAAAUGACGCUGAUGGAAAGGCUACAGCACCCCAACAUUCUAAAGGUAAUCUAUAUCUAGGCUAGCUAACAAAUUGAUGACGAAUGAUUACAAUUGUUUAUAUUAUAGAUCGGUGUCUUCUAGCCAUUUCUGUUGCACAAUUAUUUAUUGAGCUAUAGGCCAAGUAUCACACAUAGGCCUAUUUAAGAUGUAGCAUAUCCUUGUGUUUUUAUUGUCUAUUGCCUAAAGGCCUUUAUCGGAAAUCCAUUAAUUUAGUUAUAACUUGUAGCAGUGGCCCUUUAAAUCAUUUAAGUUUUACUUCAAAUUUAACCCAAUUUGUGCUCUUUAGCAGUAUCGAAGUGAAUUGCCAUUUUGCCUUAUACCAACAGCGAACCAUGAAUCAUUAUUUCCCUAAUGACUGAAUAACCAUAGAUGUGAAACUUUACAUUAAUUCUACUCUCAGCGUGUCAAAAGUGACACAUGGGUUGAACACUUUGGAAAUUGGUGUGUAUUCCAUUUCCACGAGAUUCCUUGAGAAAUCAGACCAGAGUGCAGUGAAAAGAAAAUAGCCAGUAUGAAAUAAGUGCAUGGUUGGCCUAUUAUUAAUAGUGCUAUUUGGAUGAUGUGCUGUCCUUUUAGUGGCUGAUUAAUAGUUUAUAGUUGAAUGAGCGCCAUCGCUUCAUUGUUACCCUGUCGAUUUUAAGCUGAUCUGCGGUUUGCUGGAUCUGCAUGGUGCAUGAGCCGGUGAGCGGUGAGACGCCCGAGGCUUCGCAGCAUUCUACCUUGUAUUUAUUUGCAUUUACACAACAGCUGUGGCGUAGCCUACCGAUACGCGGGUAAAUCAUAAUACAUUUUUGUAAAAAAGAAAGAAGGCAUUUUAAUUACGUUAUAUCAACAGCUCGUCUUUAAGCAGCUUGUCUAUAACGUCACCAAAAUAAAUGCAUGCAUGCGUAAAGGACGAUUUUACAAUUCAGACGGAGGAAGUAGCCUAGGGCAAAUGGCCUUAUCAAUAUCCACACUAAUAAAGCAUUUAUAAUCCAUAUAGGCCAACAAUGUAGGUCUACAAAUGGUUAUGCCUGUACACGUAUCCCUAGAUCUAUGCAUAAGAACAACAGUUGCAAGCCUAUACUGACGCAUGUCACAUUUUCCAAUAUAGGGCCUAUAUUUGAAGAACGUUCUUCUAAUGUUUCACAUGUUAGGCUACUGCUUGAGAAAACAUAUAUGGCCUUGAGGUACUGGUCACAGUGGCAUUUCUAGGCUACAGCAUAUAGUCCUAAAUCUGUGCUUUACUGUAAUAUGCACCGCACGAGGCCCAAUUAAAAUAUCCAAACAACAGCAAUCCAAACGACGUCGUUGAGGGCAUUUCAUGACUUCAUUGCAACUGUUGCUGGAUGCAUAGAUAAAUAGCCAUCAAACCAGAGAAAAACGUGCCGUUUUGUUUUGAAAUAAAGUGUAGGGUGGUUAUUAUAACCUAAUAAAAAUUAGGUAGGCUAAUUUAAGGUAAAACAAAUAGUUGCACUUUAACCAAGUAAAAAGUGGCAUGUUUUCAAGAUAGACCUACUGUUUUAUAGGAUGGUACAACAGAACCAAGACAGUAGCCAAAUAGUCUAUACAGAACAUUUAUUAAAAUACAAUAUACGUAAUCAAUUAUGCUCCCUAAAAUCAUUUUCAGGACAAUAUUAUAAGUUUGUGAUCUUUUGAUCAGAAUUGCUGUACAUAAGUAUUUUGUUAGCACAUUCGAACUGGAAGUUAUCUGUUAAAGCCAAAUGUGUCAUACAUAUUUUGAAUCACUUCUAUCAGCCUUUAUCUUUUUGAUUACAUGGUGAAUGUAGAAACAUUUUAAGAACAAUACCCUAGCCUAGGAUAUAAGGGAAUAUCUGGCCCAUAAUAAAGUUAUUUACCCAGUAUGACAAUUUAGAGUUAGUUUACAUUAUUAUCAAGAUUUAAAUUCCACAUAAGAAAACAAAUAUCACACCCUUAUAAAAUUUGUAUUAUUGUAAAGCACAUAUAAUUGUCAAACAAUGUUAAACCCACAUUAACCUUGAAUUAAAAUACAACAUUAAUAUAGAAAUCAUUUUUUGUUGUUGUUGACAUGUAUAGACUUUAGUAAGGCUAUGAGGAGUUAGGCCUAUGCCACAUUUUGUAACUUAUUUUAAUCUAUGACUUAAAAUGUAUAACUAACUGGGUGUCUUUCAAUUGAUUUACAUUCAAUAAUUGGGAUAGUUCACAUUAUUAACUCAUCUCAAAACUCUCCUUAAAUUUGAUGGCCAAGCUAUAACUUUAACCAGAAUUAUUUUUUUUGAAAACUGCAUUGAAAAGGGGACUACAUGUUACUACAGCAUGUUAAUACAUUUGGACUGUUUCUAAUGUUUUACUUGGUUUAUUCAUCAAUAGGAAGUUAUUUUCGUUAUAGAAGUUCUGUUGUGGAGACAGGGGGGAGUAGAGCCCAAUAUAGUAGCGGUCCAUCUCUCAUCGCUCACUUACUAGUCCAUGUUGUGAUAGGUACAGAUUUACAUGAAUAUUGACUGUAGCACUGGAGUGUGUUUUUAUUUUUAUUUAUUUGUUUUUUUUUGUAAUACUGGAAUCUUGGUUUGUGUGUCCACUCAGACUUCUCUGUCCAUCACGGUGUAACACACACACACACACACACACACACACACACACACACACACACACACACACACACACACACACACACACACACACACACACACACACACACACACACACGGCCUAUACACACGUACACGCUAGCAUUUGUGUGACUGGAAAGUGCACUUUGGCUAUCCCACUCUAUCAUCGUUGUCAUAAGCGAAUAAUACCAAGAUGAUUUAUUUCAGGAUAAACAUAAAAACGAACAAAAUUCAUUUUCUGGCAUGGAAGCUACAUUGAGGGAUUACAGGAAUUGCUUUAGAAAAUGUUAACAUAAACUGGAAAUGGUAUGGAAUUUCUCUCUCUAAUCAUAGGGAAAAUAUUAUUUCUUUUUCAUUCCUCUAUGAACAUGAGCACACCGGCCUUAAGGCUAAUACAUGCACUUUUUUUGUGCACCAGGAAAAAUGCCUGAAUGACUUCUAGGGUAAAGUUUACUGACAUGCUCCACUAGCCAUAGAAAGAAUAAAUCACAAGAAUAAACAAUAUAUUAACUUUAAAACUGAAUUACAGCAAUAUCUCCAUUACUAAAACAAAUGUUUAUUUUAGCUGGCUUAGGUCGAUAUUAAUUUGACUUACUAGAAUCAUAACUUGAGAUCUGUAUGUAUAACAAUAUUUUUCACGUAAAUCUCCCAUUGACAUCAAUGCAUCAUUUACCCAAAAAUUGUGCAAAGUAACAACUGGUUGAUUGCAAGUAAACGUUUUAGUAUGUUUAGCAUCCCAAAGAGUAUUUCAUGUCCAGCUCUGCUGAUCUAAUAUAUCCUGUUAGAGUGAUGAAGUCUGGCUCUGUCCUGGCAACACAGCCAACAGCACACUGUCUGGUUAGUGUCUGCCUCUGGCAAGUCCCUCAGCAUGAGAGGAGCGACAGAGGCCCGUGCUCUCUCACUGGAGAGAGUGGGAUCUUAUUGGACAGUCACCCCUUAAACUACCACAAAUGGAGUCAGAGGUAGAAACCAAAGCAGUUCAUCACUGUUCUCCUAACUCAGCACACUUUUGGUGUCAAUAGCCAUGUUGACUGAUACUGCUUGUCCAGGAUAGAUGGGGUACGCUCCUGUGGAGAGAAGAGGAGAAGUGGGCGACUGACUGAGAGGUCGAGGUGGAUUGUGGACACAUGUUUUCACACCAGCACGCACGGCAGGCGCGGUCCACCUUUCUCUGCCCUCAUCCAUGUUAGAACGAGUGUGAACAAUAUGAAUUUGAGCUGAUCAGUGAAGGAGAUAACAAGAGGGGCUGCUUGCCUGCUUGGGGGCUGACUGUGUGUGGGAUGGAGGGAAUGUGGCUCAGUUGGUAGAGCAUGACGCUUGCAACACCAUGGUUGUGGGUUCGAUUCCCACGGCGGACCAGUAUGAAAAAAAAAGUAUGAACAUGUAUGCACUCACUUCUGUAAGUCCCUCUGGAUAAGAGUGUCUACAUAAUGACAUUAAUGUAAAAUGAGAGGGACGUGGAAGGUUAAGGGUCACCCUUCAGAGAAAGUGUAUGUGGUGGAUACAGAUGAUCUGAGAGUGGUGGGACCUCUGGGCUGCUGCCGGAGUCUGGGCCUGUUUCUGGCUGUGGAGUUGGAUGAUGUUUACACAAGCGUGUCAUUCUGCCAGCCUCUCCCUCUCUCCCCCAGGGCCUGCUCAGUAGAUCUCCUCCAUUAGUUGGAGAAUCAGUAACCAGGUUGUGUUAAUGUGAAAGCUGGGUGUCUGUGGGCCUUGGGGUCAGUUUGACGAUGAGGGGACUGGAGACAGAGUUGCAAUUAAGCCAGGGUUAACACUUUAACCUCCGACUUCCACGGGAAGGAAGCUGGGGGAAAAAAGAGAAUGCCAGAGAAAUGUGGUCCCAGGCCUGCCCUGCCUCUCUAAGCCCUCAGCCCUGUUUCUGAUCAACCCCUACCCUGGGUCUAUUGGGGCUCUGCAGCCCCCACACUCUGCAGGGAGAGAAGGGUGCCCUCAUGACCCCCAGAACCCCAGGCCCUCACCACAUAAACAUAGGUCAUUUCUGCUGCUCUUCUUGCUCUGAAACUUUCCAAGAAUAUACAAUACAUGCAUGUCAUCACUUCUAAGUAAUAGAUAAAGAAAGUCAAGGAAAGUACCAUUUUGAAGUUGAAUAUGGGCUGUUGUGCAUGUGCUCACAGAACAUAAAAAAUCCCAGUUUUAAUAGAAAAACAUUAACAAUUAUUUGAUCGGAUAAAGUUAGAUUUUUGUGAAACAUUAUUUGAUAGGGCCAGCGAGUCUCCCACAUCAUUUGCAUUAGUUAAAGCUCUGUAACUUCUUCCUUUUAUUUCACUCUGAGAACAUGCUCAGGUCCUGUUAACUGGUAAUCUGAAUGUCAGGUUGGUAUUGAUUUGAGCCUGGAGAAACCCUGUGAUGUGUUUAAGGAGGAAAUGAGAAGAUGAAUAUCACUCCAGAGUAUUGGAGUAAAUUAUUUCUGCAAAACUUGUGUGCAGCCCUCUCCCCCGACACAGUUUGAAAUGUUGUUUAUUUUACUGAGCGGUUGGAGAAAACAAGUUGAUGAGAGUUCUAACUCAACAAACUUGUUUCUGUUUCCAUAUGCUUCCUUCCCUAUUUCGUUGAGAUGUAAGGCACCAAAUUCAGCAAAAACAAUAAUUCUGUACAUUUUACAGUCAUCCAAAAAGCACUAAGUUAGCAGUCAUACAUAUUUUUCUACCUGAACGCUCGCUCCCAGACUAUGUAAUAAACGGAGUGUGUAAUCAUCGAAACUCAAAACUUUUAAACCCCUUUAUGCACCCAAACUUACGGUUUAAACAAUUUCACCCUCCUCUAUUUAAUGCAUUAUGAGACUCAAAUCCAUCUAAUGUACUAGGAUCAAUUCACAUGGAAAAGGAAAAUGACAGAGGGUUUUCUGCCAGUUGCACUUGGUCCAAGUGUCUGAUUAAAACAAGGCAUACCAAAUUCAACCAUUAAUGUCAUUCGAUACACACACACAACGGACACGCACGCACGCACGCACGCACGCACGCACGCACACACACACACACACACACACACACACACAUGCUUACACACAGGAGCACUAAGUUAAACCCAUACACUGUACAUGAAUUCACUUCAAACAUGCAUUUCAUAAAAUUUCAUGAAUAAUAGUUCAAAGUAUGUUACUUAAUACCUGAUUUGUGAGUGAAAUUAAAAGCUCUACUUUUUUAUUGGGCUUACCUCCUCUGGGCUUACAGUAAGUCCCCACCCAGUCCAUAGCAGUGAUCCAGAGAGAAUCUGGUUGGUAUGAUAGAGGUGUUCUUGUUUGACUGACACUCAGUCCUGCUGUGACCCUGUCCAACAGAAGAGCAGCAGUGUGCUCUGGGCUCUGGCAGAUGCUGGGGAUUUCAUCUCUGGACAAACAUGUCCACCCCGGGGCCGGUUUGAUCGGGGGCCAGGAGGCCUUCGUUAAAGAGAGUGUGGUGACUGGGUUAACUACCCUGCCGACCCCCGCGUUUAUUUACACAUUAAUAAUGUCCCACACAGAAAUGCUUUUGUGGAGCACUGGUGCGUUGGCAUAUUAUGACGCGCAUAGCAUAUGUUCUUGACUAUUUCGUCUGCUUCUCGAGCAGGGCAACUGUUCCAGCAUCAGCAGCCCCUCUUGGCUGCUAUACCCAUCUCACUCUGACUGCCACCCGGCUACCCGGCCUCACCUCAAGCAGAACCUGCAUGGAUUCAUUCUCUUUGUCCAUCUUCAACUCUCAGCAUUAUUAACCGGUCUCAGUUGAAAUGCACAUUCCCACUACCCUACAUUUAGUUUAGUAAGAAUAGAGAGACCUUCCUUCCUUCAACUCACUUCUUGUGUGUACAGCCAACUGGCCAGUUGUGUCUGUGGCCCUGGCCCUCUGUCCCCUCUCUGUUCCUGGUGAGGCCAUGCCGUGCUAUGGCAUGCUGACUCACUCCUGCCUCUGGCCAGGAAAGGGGUGAACUGCCAGGGGAUUGGCCUACUAGGCUUGGUUCCUAAUGUGCCUGCCUUUUCACACUUACCUCACCUCAGAGUUUCUCAGCCUUUACACUAAGGCCACGCUCUCUCAUACUCUAUAUACACCCAUCCAAAGAUGCACUUAGAUAAACCUCUAUGUCCAGACGAAACAGAGACAUAUCAAAACCUGAACUCAGAAUAGCACCAUAGAUUCUGAACUCAGAACAACACUCACAACAGAACUCACAACAGAACUGUUCAGAAUCCUGUUGCUAAAAUAUAUAAAUACAUUUGCACAGAUAAACAUUUCUCUGAAACAUUUAAAUGAUGUCAUGCCUUUCUCAGUAAAAAGACAUUAACAAACCACCGAGGUGAGUGACCUCUGAACCCCAGUCAGACAAAAUGGCACCAGAUUCAGAGCAAACACAAACACUGCCCCAGCAUGCGUACAGCUGCUAUCUCACUCCCCAGCAGCCUUAGCUGCCGAUGAGUCUAGUCUGCCAUGGAGGGAAAACACUGCCCUGAUGCAGUCGUGUUCGCACAAGAAUGCCUCCGCUGCACACAAUACCAACAACUGCAGCACUGGCUGCAGACAUGGUGCAUACACACAACCUGGAGAUGGUGUGUGAUGAUAAUAGUCAUUACUGUGAAUUCAAUCUCAGAUAACAAAACUUUCCGUACACUCCCACCCCUGGGAAAGCUUCUCUGGCAUUGCCAAGGGCAAUCUCACACACAUGCACGCGUCCGCACGCACACACACACACACACACACACACACACACACACACACACACACACACACACACACACACACACACACACACACACACACACACACACACACACACACACACACACACACACACACACACACACACACACACACACACACACACUAAUGAUGCACACUUACUCCAAAAAAAGGUGUUAGUUCUGUAUUGAUGACCCUAUAUAAAAAAAAAAACAUUAUUCUUUUGCUGCAAAAAUGCGCUUUGGAUUCACGUACUCAACAGAACAAUUUUUACAGAGAGAAAUAAAGCGACUAUACAACACUCGAAAACUCAACUCAACUGAACUCAAUUCAUACAUGCAUUCUCACUGCACAAGGAACAUGUUGAAUUGAACUUAUCCUGAAGGCCUGAUUAAAGCUCUAUAAGUGCAGUCUUCUUCAUGUGUUUCUCAUGCCGCACCCAGUGGUGGGGUGAGGGGGCACUCUGCCAGCCUUGCCCACAGGCCCCUCCUCUCCUCCCACAAGGUUGGCACCCACUGGGCACCUCACAUUUCCCAUCACACACCACUGCUAUAAAUGUCUCUGCAUCACUCUUCACAGACACACCCAAACUGCUGACAAACAGUAGUCAGCCUCAGAGAGUAUGAAGCCUCUACUACUUUACUCUCAGACAUGCUACAUUCUCACAUUAUUAACUUGUAAAGCCUUUAUUAACCUAAAAACAACAUGCAAUGCCACCUUCUCUGUUUUGCAUAGUCAGUGUUUUCCCUGGUGGUAUGGUUGACAGCGAUAUUGGUUGUUAUGCUUUUAGAUUUAAUUUCAUGCCCACUUAUUUUAACUAGUUCUUCUGGCACAAAUUAUCUUACACAAAUGUUUCUGCAAGCAAAGGACCAGCAUCUCUAGGAGGCACUUACCAUAGUAACAAAGAGGAGAGUAAACUACUACAAUCGACCCAAAUAAACAUUAAUGAGUACCAACGCUCUCGCAUGUCUCAUUGCAUUUUCAUUUAAAAACAUCAGAAUGCAUGCAACCAACAACAGUAAUUCAAUCUUCUGAUUGAGAUUGUUUGUCAUUGACCGCUCAGAUUUACACAGUGUACAAAACAUUAGGAACACCUUCUCUUUUCAUGAUGACAUAGACUGAUCAGUUGAAUCCAGGUGAAAGCUAUGCUCCCUUAUUGAUGUCACUUGUUAAAUCCACUUCAAUCAGUGUAGAUGAAGGGGAGGAAGCAGGUUAAAGAAGGAUUUUUAAGCCUUGAAACAAUUGAGACAUGGAUUGUGUAUGUGUGCCAUUCAGAGGGUGAAUGGGCAAGAAAAAAUAUUUAAGUACCUUUGAACGGGGUAUAGUAGUAGGUGCCAGGUGCACCGGUUUGAGUGUGUCAAGAACUGCAAUGCUGCUGGGUUUUUCAUGCUCAACAGUUUCCCGUGUGUAUCUAGAAUGGUCCACCACCGAAAGGACAUCCAACAAACUUGACACAACUGUGGGAAGCAUUGGAGUCAACUUGGGCCAGCAUCCCUGUGGAAUGCUUUCGACACCUUGUAGAGUCGAUGACAGGCUGUUCUGAAGGCAAAACAGGGUGCAACUCAAAAUUAGGAAGGUGUUCCUAAUGUUUUGUACACUCAGUGUAUAUCGUGUGUAUAAGAUGAAGAACCAGUGUUUCUCUGUGUCCCCUCCAGUUGUAUGGGUACUGCUACCAGGAAAGCAAUGACAUCCAGGACACGGUGACUGCCAUCACAGAGCUGGGAAGUCCUCUGGAGAUGAUCCAACUACUGCAGACCUCCUGGGAGGAACGCUUCAGGGUGAGUGUUGGUGGACAACACACACACAUUUCACUUAAACACAGACCCUCACUUAAAGCACUACUUACAACAGUGUUUUAAUCGAAUGCUACAUUGACAUUAUCACUAUCUUGUGAACGUCUUGUGAUUUUCUCUCUCUCACUGAACAGAGUGCAACAUGUAUGAGUCAGCAGAAUAGGCUGAAUGCUGGUUGGGUUUACUGAGGGACUGAGGGUGGAUCACAUGCAUAAGUGGAUACUAAGGCCUUACUGAGCCCCCUGUGACUCAAACCCAUUACAGGCUGUCUCAGAGUGUAGAGCGAAUUGGCUGAAGCAUGAGCUUGGUUAACCUGGUUUAUAGGGACACUACUGGUAUAGCGGAUGGUAUUUCCAGAGCCAGAGCCCUUCUCUUGCCCAGUUUCCUGCCUCCCUAGCUGGGUAGCAUGGACCUGUGUGCCACUGGGCCGCUGGGGCCUCUGGGCCGGGUCUGCCGAUCACUAUCACCACAGAGCCACAAUCUAAUUAUUUCCUAUUGCUUCCUGUGGCUGGGGAGUGCCCACCCGCCUGCCGCACAGAGGAUGAAAGAGCUUCGGUGCAUGAAAUCACCAGCAAGUGCUCUCUUCCUCUUUUCUCUCUCUCCCCUCCUUCCUUUUCUUCCUUUUUCCCUUUCUUCCUUUCCUCACUGGCAAGACUGGAGGAGAUUCACUGAGACAGUCAGCUCUUCUACUGAGAGAUCCUUCAACACAAAUGUUUUGUGAUGAUGAAUACAGGGUGGGAAAUCUAAUUUGAGAUUGUUAUCAAAUUUCAAAUCAACCUAUAGCUAUAGGCACAUAUGGAUCAGAAAAGGAAUGGAUAGAUAUAUAUAUAUAUAUAAAAAAAAAACAUAGUAAUAGCUUCACAAUGCCCUCUGAUAGGCCUUGGGCUUCCUUAAGUGCCUUGAGCUUUAAUAUAAUUUACAUCUAUAGAAUCAUUUCAGAUGUGUAGAAGUGCCUGGGGGGUAGGGGUUAGGGUGUAGGGGCUAGGGGCAGGUUGGGAAUUGGGCAUGGGGUAGUUAGUUAAAGAGUUCCCAGUGUAACCAUUGACACAUGCACAGCUCAACGCGUCCUUGGAUGUGUGAUCACUGUCAUUUAUAACACUACACACUAUGCCUAUCUACAUGUCAUCACACUAGUCUAUGACCUCCUAAAGCAUCAUUUGUUUAAUCCCUUAAUCAACACUGUAUUUGUCAUGGAGAGGCGGCCUUUAACCAAAGUCAGAGCUCCCUCACGGAGCUUCAAAGUGUAGUUAGCCACACAAAAUACAUCAGCCAGUGGAGGCUCAUCAGAGGAGGAAGGGGAGGACCAUCCUCCUCAGUAAAUUUGAUAAAUAUAAAAAUAGUGAAACAUUAAAAAAGUUAUCCUUUUUAGAUAGAACUAUACUAAAUAUAUUCACGGCACCAAAUAAUUGAUUAAAACAAUCUGUUUCGCAAUGAAGGUCUACAGUAGCCUCAACAGCAUUCUCUGGGGUAGCACCAUGGUAUAGCCGGAGGACAGCUAGUUUCCGUCCUCUGGGAACAUUGACUUCAAUACAAAACCUAGGAGGCUCAUGGUUUUCACCCCCUUCCAUAGACUUACACAGUAAUUAUGACAACUUCCGGAGGACGUCCUCCAACCUAUCAGAGCUCUUGCAGCAUGAACUGACAUGUUGUCCACCCAAUCAAAGGAUCAAAGAAUGAAUCUAGUACUGAAAGCAUAAUCUACAGCUAGCUAGCAUUGGAGUGCAUAACAUGUGGUGAGUAGUUGACUCAAAGAGAGCGAAAGACAAUAGUUGAACAGUUUUGAAUGAAUGAAUUUAUUCAAAAAUGAAGGAGAAGCAAGAGAGAGAGAGAGAGAGAGAGUUAUAUUUGGUAUUUUUUCACUUUCAAUUUCACUUACUUAGCUAGCGAAUGCAGCUAGCUAGUUUAGCCUACUCAAACACCCAGCUCAAACAGAGAGUGAUGCUAUGUUAGCUAGCUGGCUAUGGCUAUCCAACGCUGGAACUCUUCCAAGUCAUGGUAAGCUUUUGAUUUUAUUAAUUUAUUGCCACCAGGCCCUGCCGGUGUAACUGCUAAACUGCUUGCUAGACACUGUACAGCACGGUUGUAGCGAGUUUACUAAUGCGUUAGUUAUAGUAGCUAUGUUGACUAUAAUGUUAGCUAAUAUGCUGACAACGAUGUAGGCUGUGUGUAGCAGUUAGGUUAUGGUAUGAAGGUUUGGCUUGGAAUUUUUUUUUUGCCUGGUCACAGACAGCUUUUGUGUUGUGCACUGAAGUCCACAAGCGAAGGGAAAAGGUGAGAUGAGGAGAGUGCGUAGAUGCAAGAAGGAAUUAUAUAAUGAGCAAAGUGAUUAUGGUGUUUGUAAGUGUUAUGAAGGUUUGGCGUGGAAAGGUUUCUAUGAAAGUGAACUGCGUUUGCGGAUGAUCAGGGGUGUAUUUAUUCCGCCUAUUUCUUUGAAAAAACAUUUCUUAAAUGGAAGCAAACAGAACAAAACGGGGAUAAACAUACCUGAAUUUGUCCAAUAGAAACUCUUGUUUGCAACUUUUGGACAAAUCAUUACACACCCUAGAUCAUCUAGAUGCAGGCAAGAGUAUGCAAGGUGGUAUUGAAUGUGUCACUGUCUGUCACCUUACUCAAAUUUUUAUCUCAACCUGAUAGGUUGUAGCAACCUCAUGAUGGGUAUAGGGAAAAUUUGAGUAUCAUGUAGUAGCCUAAACCUAUCGAUGUUACGUUGAGCUGGUUGAAUGGAAUAUGAAUAACAGUCAUCCAAUAUGCUGUAGCUAAUAGAAAUAAGUACAUGCUCAUCUUAAAAGGCACCGACCGCCACUGACAUCAGCCAUCUGGUAAAUAAAUAGAUUGAGGUAACUUUCCACUUUGAUGUCCUGGGCCUUCAUGCAGCAUCAGUCUGUGCUGUGUGUGUUCAUGCAGCAUCAGUGUGUGCUGUGUGUGUUCAUGCUGCAUCAGUGUGUGCUGUGUGUGUUCAUGCAGCAUCAGUCUGUGCUGUGUGUGUUCAUGCAGCAUCAGUGUGUGCUGUGUGUGUUUAUGCAGCAUCAGUGUGUGCUGUGUGUGUUCAUGCAGCAUCAGUGUGUGCUGUGUGUGUUCAUGCAGCAUCAGUCUGUGCUGUGUGUGUUCAUGCAGCAUCACUCUGUGCUGUGUGUGUUCAUGCAGCAUCAGUGUGUGCUGUGUGUGUUCAUGCAGCAUCAGUGUGUGCUGUGUGUGUUCAUGCAGCAUCAGUGUGUGCUGUGUGUGUUCAUGCAGCAUCAGGGUGUGCUGUGUGUCUUCAUGCAGCAUCAGUGUGUGCUGUGUGUGUUCAUGCAGCAUCAGUGUGUGCUGUGUGUUCAUGCAGCAUCAGUCUGUGCUGUGUGUGUUCAUGCAGCAUCAGUCUGUGCUGUGUGUGUUCAUGCAGCAUCAGUGUGUGCUGUGUCUGUUCAUGCAGCAUCAGUCUGUGCUGUGUGUGUUCAUGCAGCAUCAGUCUGUGCUGUUUUUUGGUUGCUCCUUUGUUUCCCCACAACAUAAGCGUCAGGUCUCCCUCCCUUCUCACCCAAGAUCCUUCCCUUGAAAUGUGGAGUGUGAAAUGAAAGAAAAAUAUGCUUUUUCUCUGAGCAUUUGCAAUUCGUAUGAGGCAUUAAUAGACUCUAGGGAGGCGCGCUGUAAACCCACUGAAUUUGAAAUGCUCCAUUUAGGUCUGUAACCAUUUCCUGUGAGCGUUGACAAAGGCUUUGAUGGCCCUGGCCUGCAGCCCCUGUCAGUGAGAGACACACCCAUAUCCCCUUCAAACCCUCCCUCCAGUCUGUCUGUCAACCUUCACGUCAGGCUCAUUUACAUUUACAUUUAUGGAAAUUAUAAAUUAUAGAUACAUUCAAUCAAACCUGUAUUGCAUAUUUACAAUACGCAGUAUGGUCAAAUAGAAUGACAGAAUAGUUAGGGUACUUUAAAAACCUAUGGCUAUCAAUCAAAUCAAUCAAAAAAAUGACCCAGCAUUUACAGGGGCAAUCAGCAGUUGAAACAACAACAAAGCUAAUUCCCCGCCACUGUUUCAGUAAAAAGCUGAGGGAUGGGGCUGGAGAAAUGUAACCACUCUCAAAUUCAUAGACAGAGCUAUGGAUGAAAGGACUGACCAUCCAUGAUAUCAACCUUAUAGUUUUUACGAUGUUUUGAGGCUGUACAGUGUUUCAAAAAAUAUUUACUUUGUUUAUAUUUGGGUUCUGUUGGGUUACUACAGCUGAACUAAGCUCAUAAGGAAUUUAUGAGUUACACUACCAGUCAAAAGUUUGGACACACCUACUCAUUCAAGAUUUUUCUUUAUUUGUACUAUUUUUUACAUUGUAGAAUAAUAGUGAAGACAUCAACACUAUGAAAUAACACAUAUGGAAUCAUGUAGUAACCAAAAAAGUGUUAAACAAAUCUGUCAUCAAGGCAAAGGGUGGCUAUUUGAAGAAUCUCAAAUAUAAAAUAUAUUUUGAUUUGUUUAACACUUUUUUUGGUUACUAUGUGAUUCCAUAUGUGUUAUUUCAUAGUUUUGAUGUCUUCGCUAUUAUUCUACAAUGUAGAAAAUAGUAAAAAUAAAGAAAAACCCUUGAAGGAGUAGGUGUGUCCAGACUUUUGACUGGUACUGUAUAUUUUUCAAGAAUAAAUGGGUACAUAUCAUUAAUUUAUAAGUUAAAAAAUUGAUGUAGCAACUGUAGAUUGCCCAUUUAAGCAUAGUAUGACAUAGUAUUGCAUUCCUCCAGCACUACUCUCACUUCACUAGGAUAAGAAAGAGACUCCAGGCCCUAACUCACGCCUCAGUGCUCUGUGUCUGACCUCUCCCACUCACUCUUAAUCCACAGUACAUUAAAAACAGCUUUUGUCUCGCUUGAAAAGAAAUGAGCUGUUCAGCACCUCCUCCUCUCCUCCUUUCUCUCUCUGUCUCACUCCCACUCUCUACUCUUGGGAACGUAGAUGUUUGGUUUAUAGUCUGUGUACUAUAGGUGUCUGUUCCCCCUUUCACGUGUUCUCUAGCCCCUUUCACGCUUCCUCUUGCCCCUCUCAGCCCUUACCCUCGACCCCUUGACACACACAAUGGGAGAGGGACACACGCAUACACAUAAACACCAACACUCAAGUAGUUCUCUCAGGGAUUUAUGAGUGUUCAAAGAGGAAAUGGGGGGGGGGGUUGCUCCCAGUCAACCCCAAAGAGAACAAUGCAGUGGAAAAGAGAACAAUGCAAUGGAAAAGAGAUGGAAUAGAGAGAUGGAAUCAGGGAAAUAGUGACAGACUGACUCAUCUCCACUGUCAAUACUCUUAUCUGCUACAGAAUUACACUAAAACCCUUCCAACCUUCCAAUUUCAGGGCGGAUACUCUAACUGGACUGUUUAAGAUAAGGGCUCCACAUUUGGCACAGAAGUAGAUUCAUGUACCCUGAACAGAUUUUGAUAUGGAGCCACCAUUCUCUCUCUCUUAAUUCAACUGAACUCAAUUCAAAGGGGCUUUAUUGGCAUGGGAAACAUAUGUUUACAUGACCAAAGCAAGUGAAAAUAAAUAAACAAAAGUGAAAUAAACUAUCAGAAAUUAACAGUAAACAUCUCUCUCUCUCUCUCUCUCUCUCUCUCUCUCUCUGCUGUAGAUCUGUCUGAGUCUGGUGCGUCUGCUCCACUACCUGGCCCACUCCCCUCUGGGCUCUGUCACCCUGCUGGACUUCAGGCCUCGCCAGUUUGUCCUGGUGGCGGGGGAGCUCAAAGUAACAGACCUGGACGACGCCAGCACAGAGGAGGCCCCCUGCUACCCCUCUGACUGCGUCAUGGAGUUUCCCGCCCGCAACUUCACACUCCCCUGCAGCAGAGGGCGCUGCCUGGGCAUUAACGAGAAGCGCAACCUCUACAAUGCCUACAGGUGAGGAGGAGCAAGACCUCUGCCAUGUUAAAGGAUAAUCUCAUUAUUUCAUUGGAGGCUGGUGGGGAGGGAGAAAUCGGAGGGUGGGUUGGGUUAAUAGCAUUUCAGCCAUGAUUUAAAGGGACAUCAGCAUCCACUGAAUUAGUUACAUCACAGUAUGAUGAGAGUGGUUCUGUUGAAGUCAAUCAAAUUCAAUCAAAUGUAUUUUAUAAAGCCCUUUUUACAUCAGCAGUUGCCAAAAAAUUGUUAUACAGAUAUACCCAGCCUAAACCCCCAAAGAGCAAGCAAUGCAGAAGAAUAGUGGCUAGGAAAAACAACCUAGAAAGAAACCUAGAGAGGAACCAGGCUCCGAGUGGUUGCCAGUACUCUUCUGGCUGUGCCGGGUGUAGGCUUUAAGAGUACAUGGCCAUUAAGGCCAGCUUGUUCUUCAAGAUGUUUAAACGUUCAUAGAUGACCAGCAGGGUCAAAUAAUAACCACAGUGGUUAUAGAGGAUUCAACAGUUCAACAACUCAGGUGAAAUGUCAGUUGGCUUUUCAUAGCCGAGCAUUCAUUCAUUCAGUGAGUGAGUGAGUGAGUGAGUGAGUGAGUGAGUGAGUGAGUGAGUGAGUGAGUGAGUGAGUGAGUGAGUGAGUGAGAGAGAGAGAGAGUCGAAGCAGCAGGUCCGGGACAAGGUAGCACGUCCGGUGAAACAGGUCAGGGUUCCAUAGCCGGAGGCAGAACUGGAUCGGCAGCACGACCGGAAGGACUGGGACAGGGACAGCCAGGAGUCGUCAGGCCAGGUAGUCCGGAGGCAUGGUUCUAUGGUUCAGGUUCUUCCAGGAGAGAGAAAAAGAAAGAGACAGAGGAGAAUUAGAGGGAGCAUGCCUAAGAUCACACAGGACACCAGACAGGACAUGAGAAUUUGAGAUCACACAGACUGACCCUAGCCCCCCGACACAUAGACUAUUGCAGCAUAGAUACUGGGGACUGAGACGGGGGAUCAGGGGACAUUGUUGCCCUGUCCAAAUUUACCCCCGGAAGGGGCCAACUGGGCAGGAUAUAACCCCACCCACUUUGCCAAAGCACAGCCCCCACACCACCAAAGGGAUAUCAACAGACCUAACUUACUACCCUGAGACAAGGCUGAGUAUAGCCCACAAAGAUCUCCCCGAUUUGCACAAGCCUGAGGGGGUACAAAACUGGACAGGAAUAUCACAUCAGUGACUCAACCAGUUCAAGUCGAGUAUAGCGAAAAAAGGCUGGCAUGACGUGAUGUGCCCUUCUAGGGACAAGUUAGCCCUCCAUCCAGCUGCUUGCUUCGAAAGGAGGCCUGUGCAGGGACAUAGCCUGCAAUUUCAGUCUGUUCAGGUGGGAUGACGUUUUUGGUCCACAACAUGACAUCACAAUCUGAUCUGAUUAUUCUGACCAAUGACCAGUCAUCUUUUAUUUGCAUAGGGGUAAGCGGGGUAGGAUCUAGAGCAGAGGUAGGCAACUAGAUUCAGCCACGGGACGAUAUUUGUCAAAGCGGAUGGUACACUGCCAAUUGACCACAAGAGAUUGUAUUUGAAAAUAAAAAUAAUUUCAUACCAUGAUUAUUUAUUUUAUUCAUGAAAAAAUUUGCAGGAUGAAAUCUCUUGAUUCAUCAUUUUGUUAUGCUACAGCCUUAUUCUAAAGUGGAUUAAAUUACUUUUUCCCCCCAUCAACCUACACACAAUACCCCAUAAUGACAAAACAAAAACAGGUUUUUAGAAAUGUUUGGCAAAUUAAAAAAUUACAAAUAAAACUGAAAUACCUUGAGACUUGAAAUUGAGCUCAGGUGCAUCCUGUUUCCAUUGAUCAUCCUUGAGAUGUUUCUAUAACUUGAUGUUUUAGAAAGGCACACAUCUGUGUAAAUAAGGUCCCACAUUUGUCAGAGAAAAAACCAAGCCAUGAGGUCGAAGGAAUUGUCCGUAGAGCACCAAGACAGGAUUGUGUCAAGGCACAGAUCUGGGGAAGGGUAGAAAAAAAUGUCUGCAGCAUUGAAGGUCCCCAAGAACACAGCGGCCUCCAUCAUUCUUAAAUGGAAGAAGUUUGGAACCACCAAGACUCUUCCUAGAGCUGGCCGCCCGGCCAAACUGAGCAAUCGGGGGAGAAGGGCCUUGGUCAGGGAGGUGACCAAGAACCCGAUGGUCACUCUGACAGAGCGAAUCUUCCAGAAGGACAACCAUCUCUGCAGCACUCCACCAAUAAGGCCUUUAUAAUAGAGUGGCCAGACGGAAGCCACUCAGUAAAAGGCACAUGGCAGCCCGCUUGGAGUUUGCCAAAAGGCACCUAAAGGACUCUCAGACCAUGAGAAACAAGAUUCUCUGGUCUGAUGAAACCAAGAUUGAACUCUUUGGCCUGAAUGCCAAGCGUCACGUCUGGAGGAAACCUGGCACCAUCCCUACAGUGAAGUAUGGUGGUGGCAGCAUCAUGCUGUGGGGAUGUUUUUCAGCGGCAGGGAAUGGGAGACUAGUCAGGAUAGACGGAAAGAUGAACGGAGCAAAGUACAGAGAGAUCCUUGAGGAAAACCUGCUCCAGAGAACCUAGGACCUCAGACUGGGGCGAAGGUUCACCUUCCAACAGGACAACGACCCUAAGCACACAGCCAAGACAACGCUCAGAGUGUCUUCGGGACAAGUCUCUGAAUGUCUUUGAGUGGCCCAGCCAGAGCCCGAACUUGAACCUGAUCUAACAUCUCUGGAGAGACCUGAAAAUAGCUGUGCAGCGAUGCUCCCCAUCCAACCUGACAGAGCUUGAGAGGAUCUGCAGAGAAGAAUGGAAGAAACUCCCCAAAUACAGGUGUGCCAAGCUUGUAGCGUCAUACCCAAGAAGACUUGAGUGUAAUCGCUGCCAAAGGUGCUUCAACUAAGUACUGAGUAAAGGGUCUGAAUACUUAUGUAAAUGUGAUAUUACAUUAUUGUUAUCUUUUUUAAAUAAAUUUGCAAAAAUGUCUAAAAACCAGUUUUUGCUUAGUCAUGGGGUAUUGUGUGUAGGUUGAUGAGGAAAAAUAACAAUUUCAUCAAUUUUAGAAUAAGGCUGUAACGUAAGAAAAUGUGGAACAAGUCGAGGGGUCUGAAUACUUUCCGAAUGCACUAUAUAUGGCACAGCUGUCAAUAUUCUGGUCCUUAAAUGAACCUUUUUAUUUAUCACAAUCUUCUUUAACCAAUUUUGGUCUUGCAGGGCCGACAGACAAGUUCCUUACUUUCUCCCCCUUCCACUUGCCUCUUCCAUUUUUGUGGUAAUGCUGGAAUUAGUUUAUUCUUUGCCGUGUACCAAACAGCAUGGAAUAGGACUUUGUUUGAUUUAAAACAAAAUAUUUGCUAGAAACCAUUUUUGUAAACGUUAAAAUCAACUUGGAGAGUUUCUUGUAUCUGCAAAAUAUUUUAACCUGAUAUAUAGAGCAUUGUAUCAUCAGUGUCUAAGUGAACAUGUGUAUUCUGACAAAUUGGAGGCAAUUCAUUUAUGAAUAUAGAGAAAAGAAUACUGAACCUUGAGGUACUCCUCUACUGAGUCAAAGAAGAUGUGAUUUGUGUCCUUAUAUGAAACACAUAUUUUUCUAUUGCUAAAAUAUGCAUGGAACCAGUUUGGUGAUCUAUUAGUGAAACCAAUGUUUUGAAGUUUUCCUAGUAUGAUAGAAUGUUCAGCUAAAUCAAAUGCUUUUGAUAAAUCAAUAAAGAUGACAAAAUCUUUGGCAAAAUUAGAGUAUACCCACCUAUCCAGGCACCACUCCACUGCAUAGGGCUGAUGGAAAGACAGCAGUCACACAGCAUGAUGUUAAAGGAUAAGCAGUCCAUAAACUCGGACAUAAUAAGCCAGUAGGUACCAAUCAUAAGAAUACAAAAACACAACCAUUAAGCAUUUCCCAAUCGAAAUGUACAACAUUUCACGUUUAGCACAUAAAGUAACCAGUGACCUAAAGUUUAAAGUGGAACUGACAGCGUUUUAACUACUUUGCAGAUAUGAAACAAACAGACAAUCAUGAUAUCAAUCAAAAAUAUCAAAUUCCCAAUUUAUGCUACAAAACCACCUUUAUAAGAGGUUUUAAAAAUAGGUUAUAUUUGAUUCCAUGUUCCAUGACGUACACUAAGGAAUUGUUGGCAGAGUAGAUGGAUGCAGUUCAACGCAUGAUUAAUAUAAUUCAAUAGUCCAAAAAAUAUUGCUAUCAGGUUGUAAAUCACAGCUGGCCUGGUACAUUGUUAGCUGCCCCCAUUCGGGAUGCACUGUUUCAGUUUCAAUUAUACAAUAUUCUGGACAAAAACGGAUGAAUGUAACUAAGGCUGGGAAUGUCAAUAAAAUCAAACUAGCAAGGGCAAUGAUCACAAGUGAGUGACUGACUUUUUCCCUUCAUAUCUUUUUUCGGUGGCUAUACACAGCUAGAGAUGCAGGUGUAAUUUGGUUAGCUAGCAAGAACUUAAACAACUGUUAUCCAGUUAGCAUAUCUCUUGCGUUCGCAAUUUCACUCUGGCUAUCUACUCCAAUUUCAGAGCACUCUCGUCUAAAUGUGCCAGAGCGCAGAACAACUGAUGAAUUUACGAAUACGCAACACCCGCUGAAUAUGACCAGUGUCAGUAAACGUAGGCAAAAAAAAUUAUAGUUAGUCAAGAAUGCUCUAGAUAACAUGUAAACAGCCCAACCAGCUCUGUUAGGGCGAGUAAAAUGGUCAGUGAGGUGUUCUCUCAUUUGUGUCUGGAAGUAGCUAGCUAGCAAGCUAGCCAACUUUAGCCAGUUAGCUUGGGUGCUUGAUUGGGACAAGCAUACAUUGGCAGGCAAGCUGCAGAAGGACGAGGAGCUACAAUUCCCCAUCGUUUAUCAGUGCAAUUUUGAUGGCCAACUGGCUGAAAAAGUUUGAGAGGGUUUAUCCAAUGUUCCUUUGUUAGAUUUUAGCUCAUCUUGCUCUGGCUAGCAUUAGUUGUUGAUCUUGUUGUUGUUGAUGUGCAGAGCCUACCUUUUCAUGGUUGUUUGUUCAAUAGGACUGUAAAGUUCCCAAAUGUAAGAGGACUCCCGUGGUGUUGACAUAUUUGCAGAAAUCCAUUCAGGUGUAUUUUUUUGGCUUUUGGCGAAUGCGUUCUAAUGAUCUAAAGUUGCGCUGUUGCAACUGCCUGUAAACACACAGUCAAGUUCAAAGUGAAUGAUGGCAGGCCCGUGUGGCAAAUGGCUUGUUUGUAUGAAGGCCUACUGUAGCUCUGAUUGGCUAUAGAGCACAGGUCUGUGUAGACUCCGGUCCUGGACAAGACAUAUGUUAGUAUUCGGUUUUAUUGAUUGCAGUGUCUAUUAAUUGUCGAAAUGCAUGGCCGCUUUCCCACUCUAUAUUGCUAUAACAUUUUCACAAAUGCCUUAGCAUACAUAAUUCUCAAACAUUCUAAGAAUUUGUGAAAAUUUGAAAAUGACCAUAUCUAAGUGGUCGCUUGUCAGAAAUGUUUUUUUUAAAAGUGUAAUAUUCUUCCUGGGGGUGUAUAUGAACAGAUUUUAAUAAGAUUUCAUGUUGCUAAAAUGUUGUCAGUUCCACUUUAAAUGCAACAAUGUUUCAUACACAUAAGUUCGUUUCAAAGAGAUGGCUAACAACAGCAAGCAUGCUGCAGUAAAAAACACAGUUCCACUCACCAGAUGAUGAUCAUUUGAAACUUAACUUCUUGUUGAAAGUUAUUCAUGAAAAGGGAGAAGCUAACAAAUUAGCAACAAUAUCCUCUUUGAUAACUCCUGCUGCAGCCACUGCAAACUAGCCGACAACUAAAGCUAGCUAGCUAGACCAUGGGAAAACUACUGCUCGCUAUUGCGCAGUGAUCUGUUGGCCUUCAAGAAGGCAGAAGUUUCCAUAAGUUUUGUAAAAACGGUCCCACCCAUUAAGUCAAAAUGUGAUUGGUUGAUUCCACUGUCACUCCCAAAUGUUGCCCUAAUGACAGAUGCCUUUAUCUAGCUUCUGAUGGCCUAGCCAAUGGCUGACAUAGUUAGCUAGAUUUAUCUCCCCAGAGACCAGCAAAGAAAAAUCCUGAUUUUAUAUUAUUUUGUCUUCAGUGUUAACCCUUUCCUUUCCAACAAAAACUGAAGAGAUUAAAUCAGAACAUCAUUGAAAAUAAUAGUAUAAUAAUAAUAAUAAUAAUAAUAUUAUUAUAAUAAUUAUUUUAGAAAUCCUUAGCCCUUCUCUGAAGGCAUAGAAGGCCCUUUGUUCCCCACUUUGUUUGGGUUAGUAAUAAUUUGUAGAGUGGCUCUAUUUUCCCUCAGUAUGCAUUUUUUCCCUAUUCUGAAUGUCUAAAGAAUCCAUAUGUUGUUCUGAAAGAUGAAUACAGAAAUACCGGACAUUUUGAACUCUUAUUAUAGUGGUGAUUUGGCAACAUUACAAUCAUUGUCUUGAAUUGGACUCGCAUUUUUCUGGUCUCGGUCUUAUCUCGAUCUCGGACCCCUUGGCCCCCUCCCGGUCUCGAUCUUGACACGAAAUGUACAGCUGUAUAUCACCCUCAUAGCAGUGAAAGUUGACAUUGUGCUUCCAAAUGACAUCAUAAGAGGUAGCGUAUAUAGUGAAAACAAUAGUGGUCCUAGAAUGGAACCUUGAAAAACACAGAAACGUACCUUUGAUUACAAACUAUACACAAACACUAACCGAUACCUUUACGACAGAUAAUAUCUAAACCAGGCAAGAACUGAAGUCAAAGGACACAGCUGUGGUGUUUGAAACUCCUGUGUUGAUUUUAAUUUCCAGGUUCUUCUUUACAUACCUGCUGCCUCACAGUGCCCCACCCACUCUAAGACCCCUACUGGACAAGAUAGUCAACUCCACAGGUGAGUGCCCACUGGAGACAGACGUCAGUUCAACGUCACAUUUUUUAUAUACAUUUCAUUGAGUUGUCAACUAACUUGAAUUCGAAGUGAAUCAACAAAACUUUGAACCAUGUCACUGGAUUUAGGUUAAAAGUUGGUUGAAAAAGAGACAGAAAAUCCUGAAACGUCUGUAUGUUGAUGACUUUUUGCAAAUCCAAUCAGUUUCCCACAUUGAUUCAAUGUCAUAAAAUGUUGUUGAAAUUAUGUUGAAACAACGUUGAUUCAACCAGGUUGUGCCCAGUGGGUGUGUGUUCUCUCUCUCUGCUUCUCACUAGUUACUGUUUGGCUAAGAUAUGAAGCUACUAGCUACCACUAUACUUAGACUGGCUCAGUGCUAUCCAUGUUUUAUAUGCCUGAGCUGGAUCUCUCUCUCUCUCUCUCUCUCUCUCUCUCUCUCUCUCUCUCUCUCUCUCUCUCUCUCUCUCUCUCUCUCUCUCUCUCUCUCUCUCUCUCUCUCUCUCUCUCUCUCUCUCUCUCUCUCUUCCAUUCUUCCCUUUUGCUCUCUCUUUCUUCUUCCUUGCUCCUCUCCCACCUAUCUGGCUUCUCAUCAGAGUGAUGGUAUGUCAGCUGGGUGUUUGAGAUCUGUUUUACUGGGACACAACAGGCUGUGAAGAUGCGAGCCGCGUGGGCGGGCGGUGUGUGUGUCUGUGUAUGAGUGUAUGCACAUCUGUGUCUGUGUGUGUGUGUUUGUGCGUGUGUGUAUGAACUGGGGGAUGGGUCAGGUGAUCCUAUCUCUCCCAGUCAGACAGAGAGCUUAACGACCUCCGAUCAGCGUCUACUAUAAGGAUAGCAAACACAGACACUGUCCCAUGUCCCUUGAUCCAUGUUCAAAGACUGAGCUGGGCCUGUUUUGUCUGUGCUAUUGUACACCAUUUUUGUUCCUCACAGAUUUGGUUGAAUGGUAUGCUUUAAUGUCGGUAAAAUAAUAAGUCAUAACCUUUGUUAUGUGGAAUUGUGUUUGAAGGUGUGGAGUUUAAACUGAAUGUUACUUCCUGUGUUGGUUUCAGGAGAGCUGAUAUGGGGGAUAGAUGAGACGCUGCUUCAGUUGGAGAAAGUGUUGCACCUGUACAGAAAUGGAUUUUACCUUCAGAACAGCACACAGACACACAGAACAGGUAAAUAUGCACACACACACAGGUUCGGGUUAGGGUUAGGGUUAGGGUUAGGGUUAGGUUAAGGGUUAGGGUUAGGGAAUCAAAUGUUUGGUCCCCACAAGGAUAGUAAAACAGACAUGUGUGUGUGUAGGUGGGGGCCCAGGGGAGUGAGGUGGGGAGAGAGAGCUAUGUUCAGAAAUACUACGGACAAAUAAUAGUAAUGAGAUAAAAUAUAUUAAAAUGUAUAUAACGGGAGGGAACUCAGUGGGGGAUGGGAGAGACUGACAUGUCUACUAAGCUGAGGGUGCAUUGGGAGGAGAGAGGUGAGUGUGAGCUCUCUCUCUCUCUCUCUCUCCCGCUCAGGCCGUCUCCUUCUCAUCUCUGCUUGACAGCUUUCCGUCUCUAUCAAUUCACCUUUUUCCAUUCCUCUAUCGGGAGGAUUCUGUUUUCGCUGUCUUACAUUCACUUGGUGCCCCUUGCUCAUCUUCUUUUACUUUCACAUGUUCUUUCUCUCUCCAUUCCUGCCCUCCCUCAGUGUCUCCUCGCCUCGCUCCAUUGGCAGUGUAAAGUAGACCCAGACAGUUGUUGACCGACGAGUGCUCACAGCCCAAGGGCCAAACACUGUGUCUGCUUAACCCUUUACAAAGACACUGCUGCUCCAGUAGGCCUCUCACUCUCCACUCUCCACCCUGAACUCCUCUCUCACUGACACAGAACAACACUAUCACACAGGAACACUGGUAGGGUCUUUCUAGUGUUCGCCCAUGCAGGGCUUCCCUGUGGAAUGUGGCCUUGCAUCAUGUGCUUUUUAUGCAAUUACACACCAGUGCAUGCUUAUUCCCUUGCUCACUCCUUCCCUUCAGCCCCCUCUUCCUCCCCUGCUCUCCUUGUUCUCUCUCCCCAUCAUGCCAUUUCUAGGAGCUUUUAAGUCCUGCAUUUAGAGAAAGCGAGUGCUCCAUAAAGCAUUAAUUACAGUCAUAAAGCGUCUAAUAGUUGUAGUUAUUUACUACCCGGAGCACGGCUGUCUGUUGCCACGCAUACAGGGGGGACGGCGCAUGUGUGUGUGGGCGUGUGUGUGUGCAUGCAUGCGUGUGUGUGCAUACCUCCACAUAGUAAAUCGUGAAAAGGUCGUCCACAGAGACGUUCUGUCCUGCUCCCCUCCUGCCAUCUUUCUUCCUCUUCUAACAGACGUGUAAACCCUCCCUGUAAAUCACCAGGAGUACUCCUGGCCCAGCCAGGCAUGACACUGAUAUAUACGGUAUAGAGAGAAAGGGUGGAAGACAGAGAGACAUUGAGGGGGAGAGAGAGAGCGACAGAGAGACAGAGAAAGAAAGACAGAAAGCAGUGUUGUGAUGUCUAUUCCGUAUUCCAACACUAGAAAGAGUAGUCGGGAAAAUUGAAAAGUACUAGAUUCCAAGAUGGAGAAAGAGAAAGAGAAUAAGUAACAGAGAAAGAGAGAAACUGACUCAAUGAUUCACGGGCUGGGAGGCUUUUAAAGGAGGGGGGGGGGGUGACUUGCUUUGAAGCUGCCCUCCUCUUCUCUUCUCAUUGUCACAGUCCUGUGAAGCUUAGUUAAACCCACAGACCAUAGGAAAACUGGAUCCUGAUUGUGUAGGGGAAGUACAGAUGCUCACACUGCUUCAUGUACAUGGUAUAUAAAUACUGUGUCAGUUAAAAACACAACAUACUAGGCUACUGAAAUAUCUCUUUCUUUGCUGAUUCGUGGAGCACAUGCUAACCAGUACACACAUAUGCUCAUUAUCAUGCACAUACAGUACCAGUCAAAAGUUUGGACACACCUACUCAUUCAAGGUUUUUCUUUAAUUUUUACUAAAUUAUUUUCUACAUUGUAGAAUAAUAGUGAACACAUCAAAACUAUUAAUUAAUACAUAUGGAAUUGUAGUAACCAAAGAAGUGUUAAACAAAUCAAAAUCUAUUUUAGAUUUUAGAUUCUUCAAAGUAGCCACCCUUUGCCUUAAUGACAGCUUUGCACACUCUUGGCAUUCUCUCAACCAGCUUCACCUGGAAUGCUUUUCCAACAGUCUUGAAGGAGUUCCCACAUAUGCUGAGCACUUGUUGGCUGCUUUUCCUUCACUCUCUGGUCCAACUCAUCCCUAACCAUCUCAAUUGGGUUGAGGUUGGGUGAUUGUGGAGGCCAGGUCAUCUGAUACAGCACACUAUCACUCUUCUUCUUGGUCAAAUAGCCCUUACACAGCCUGGAGGUGUGUUGGGUCAUUGUCGUGUUGAAAAACAAAUCAUAGUCCCACUAAGCGCAAACCAGAAUGGAUGGCGUAUCGCUGCAGAAUGCUGUGAUAGCCAUGCUGGUUAAGUGUGCCUUGAAUUCUAAAUAAAUCACUGACAGUGUCACCACUAAAGCACCCCCACACCAUCACACCUCCUCCUCCUCCAUGCUUCACGGUGGGAACCACACAUGUGGAGAUCAUCCGUUCACCUACUCUACGUCUCACAAAGACACGGCGGUUGGAACAAAAAAUCUCUAAUUUGGACUCAUCAGACCAAAGAACAGAAUUUCCACCGGUCUAAAGUCCAUUGCUCGUGUCUCUUGGCCGAAGUAAGUCUCUUCUUCUUAUUGGUGUCCUUUAGUAGUGGUUUCUUUGCAGCAAUUCGACCAUGAAGGCCUGAUUCACGCAGUCUUCUCUGAACAGUUGAUGUUGAGAUGUGUCUGUUACUUGAACUCUGUGAAGCAUUUAUUUGGGCUGCAAUUUCUGAGGCUGGUAACUCCGAUGGACGUAUCUUCUGCAGUAGAGGUAACUCUGGGUCUUCCUUUCCUGUGGCGGUCCUCAUGAGAGCCAAUUUCAUCAUAGCGCUUGAUGGUUUUUGCGACUACACUUGAAAAAACUUUUCCAGAUUGACUGACCUUCAUGUCUUAAAAAGUAAUGAUGGACUGUCAUUUCUCUUUGCUGAUGGACUUGAUAUUUUACCAAAUAGGGCUAUCUUCUGUAUACCACCCCUACCUUGUGUCUCCCGAGUGGCGCAGUGGUCUAAGGCACUGCAUCGCAGUGCUAGCUGUGCCACUAGAGAUCCUGGUUCGAAUCCAGGCUCUGUUGUAGCUGGCCGCGACCGGGAGACCCAUGGGGCGGCGCACAAUUGGCCCAGCGUCGUUGAGGGUAGGGGAGGGAACGGCCGGCAGGGAUGUAGCUCAGUUGGUAGAGCAUGGCGUUUGCAAUGCCAGGGUUGUGGGUUCGAUUCCCAUGGGGGGCCAGUAUAAAAAAAAAAAAAUGUAUGCACUCACUAACUGUAAGUCGCUCUUGAUAAGAGAGUCUGCUAAAUGACUUAAAUGUAAAUGUCACAAUACAACUGAUUGGCUCAAAUGCAUUAAGAAGGAAAACAAUUCCACAAAUUAACUUUUAACAAGGCACACCUGUUAACUGAAAUGCAUUCCAUGUGACUACCUCAUGAACCUGGUUGAGAGAAUGCCAAGAGUGUGCAAAGCUGUCAUCAAGGCAAAGGGUGGCUACUUUGAAGAAUCUCAAAUAUAAAAUAUAUUUUGAUUUGUUUAACACUUUUUUGGUUACUACAUGAUUCCAUAUGUGUUAUUUCAUAGUUUUGAUGUCUUCACUAUUAUUCUACACUGUAGAAAAUCACGUACACACACACACACACACACACACACACACACACACACACACACACACACACACACUCACAGAGACAUCUUGCUGACUGGACUGUGUAGAGUGUGGUUUCUAGUCAGCAGAACCACAGUGUAAUCAGAUGAUGUGUAAUCAGAUGUCACUCUCUGUUCACCCAUGACUGCAUGGCCAGGCACGACUCCAACACCAUCAUUAAGUUUGCCGACGACACAACAGUGGUAGGCCUGAUCACCGACAACGAUGAGACAGCCUAUAGGGAGGAGGUCAGAGAUCUGGCCGUGUGGUGCCAGGACAACAACCUCUCCCUCAACGUGACCAAGACAAAGGAGAUGAUUGUGGACUACAGGAAAAAAAAGAGGACUGAGCACGCCCCCAUUCUCAUCGACGGGGCUGUAGUGGAACAGGUUGAGAGCUUCAAGUUCCUUGGUGUCCACAUCACCAACGAACUAUCAUGGUCCAAACACACCAAGACAGUCGUGAAGAGGGCACGACAAAGCCUAUUCCCCCUCAGGAGACUAAAAAGAUUUGGCAUGGGUCCUCAGAUCCUCAAAAAAUUCUACAGCUGCACCAUCGAGAGCAUCCUGACUGGUUGCAUCACCGCCUGGUAUGGCAACUGCUUGGCCUCUGACCGCAAGGCACUACAGAGGGUAGUGCGUACGGCCCAGUACAUCACUGGGGCAAAGCUCCCUGCCAUCCAGGACCUCUAUACCAGGCGGUGUCAGAGGAAGGCCCUCAAAAUUGUCAAAGACUCCAGUCACCCUAGUCAUAGACUGUUCUCUCUGCUACCGCACGGCAAGCGGUACCGGAGUGCCAAGUCUAGGUCCAAAAGACUUCUCAACAGCUUCUACCCCCAAGCCAUAAGACUCCUGAACAGCUAAUCAUGGCUACCCGGACUAUUUGCACUGCCCCCCCACCCCAUCCUUUUUACGCUGCUGCUACUCUGUUAAGUAUUUAUGCAUAGUCACUUUAACUCUACCCACAUGUACAUAUUACCUCAACUAGCCGGUGCCCCCGCACAUUGACUAUGCAACGGUACCCCCCUGUAUAUAUAGCCUCCCUACUGUCACUUUAUUCUAUUGUAUAUAUAGCCUCCCUACUGUCACUUUAUUUUUUACUUCUGCUCUUUUUUUUCUCAACACUUUUUUGUUGUUGUUUUAUUCUUACUUUUUUGUUUAAAAUAAAUGCACUGUUGGUUAAGGGCUGUAAGUAAGCAUUUCACUGUAAUGUCUGCACCUGUUGUAUUCGGCGCAUGUGACCAAUAAAAUUUGAUUUGAUUUGAUUUAAUCGCAGCGAUUUGAGAUGACACAGAGGAAAACCUCACUAUUAGCAUUUAAAGAUCAGCAUUACAAUGGCCAGUAAUUGUAAUCAUUGUCAGUAAUGUUUCUUACCACUAGAGAAAGUAGCAUAGAACAAAUCUGUGUUUUAUUAGACUUACAGUAAAUACACUGAACAAAAAUAUAAAUGCAACAUGUAAAGUAUUGGUCCCAUGUUUCAUGAGCUGAAAUAACUCACAUUUUGUGAACAAAUUUGUUUACAUCCCUGUUAGUGAGCAUUUCUUCUUUGCCAAGACAAAUUAUCCACCUGACAGGUGUGGCAUAUCAAGAAGCUGAUUAAAUUACACAGGUGCACCUUGUGCUGUGGACAAUAAAAGGACACUCUAAAAUUAGCAGUUUUGUCAAACAACACAAUGCCACAGAUGUCUCAAGGUUGAGGGACUGUGCAAUUGGCAUGCUGACUGCAGGAAUGUCCACCAGAGCUGUUGCCAGAUAAUUUAAUGUUCAUUUCUCUACCAUAAGCCGCCUCCAACAUCAUUUUAGAGAAUUUGGCAGUACGUCCAACCGGCAUCACAACUGCAGACCAUGUGUGUGGCGUUGUGUGGGCGAGCGGUUUGCUGAUGUCAACGUUGUGAACCGAGUGCCCCAUGGUGGCGGUGGGGUUAUGGUAUGGGCAGGCAUAAGCUACGGACAACAAACACAAUAUAUUUUUUCCUAUGGCAAUUUGAAUGCACAGAGAUACCAUGAUAACAUCCUGAGGCCCAUUGUCGUGCCAUUCAUCCGCCGCCAUCACCUUAUAAUUUCAGCAUGAUAAUGUACAGUCCCAUGUCGCAAGGAUCUGCACACAAUUCCUUGAAGCUGAAAAUGUCCCAGUUCUUCCGUGGCCUGCAUACUCACCAGACAUGUCACACAUUGAGCAUGUUUGGGAUACUCUGGAUCUACGUGUACGACAGCGUGUUCCAGUUCCCUCCAAUAUCCAGAAACUUCGCACAGCCAUUGAAGAGGAGUGGGAUAACAUUCCACAGGCCACAAUCAACAGCCUGAUCGAUUCUAUGCAAAGGAGAUGUGUCGCGCUGCAUGAAGCGAAUGGUGGUCACACCAAAUACUGAAUGGUUUUCUGAUUCACGCCCCUACCUUUUUUUAAAGGUAUCUGUGACCAUCAGAUGCAUAUCUGUAUUCCCAGUCAUGUGAAAUACAUAGUUUAGGUCCUAAUAAAUGUAUUUCAAUUGACUGAUUUCCUUAAAUGAACUGUAACUCAGUAAAGUCUUUGAAAAUGUUGCAUGUUGUGUUUAUAUUUUUGUUCAGUAUACAUGAGAAUGACAAUUGCCACACAUCAAUCAAGCUACUCACCAACCAAAACCCCACAUGACCCUAGCAUACUUAAAUCAAGAGCAUGACUGUGUUAUCAUAUACAUGAUUCUGCACAUUGUCAUAUACACUGUUGAAAUUCAAAAGUCUGAUCAUUCAAACUACUUAUUGAUACGUGUAUAUGGUUAGUUGCAACUAAGUUGGGUCGCCAUGCACUCAAGAUUCUAUGUUCCACCUCAGAUCCAGCUAACCAUGUCUGGUCAGGCUUAAUCAGUAAUGUCUGUGGAGUUAUUGUUCAACUUGAGAACACUCUGAGAAAUAAGACUUGCUCUAUUGAGCAUAAAACCCAGGACACAAAACAGGCUAUUCUAUUUUCUACAACAUACAACUAUUGGCUACCAGCAGUAUUUUGAUAUGGGCCUUGGCAAAGCGAACCUAUUUAAUUCUAUUCAUUUCUUUUGUAUUUUAGAUUUUUUUGCUUUUAUUAAAUGUCCGUCAAACACACUCAUAUUUUUAGUGGAUCCUUAGGGGAACCCUGGAUCUGGUUAAAACAAUGUUGAGCAUUUUGUAAUUCCCUCUGUAAUUCGAUUUAAUAAAAGUUAUGUUUCUUUAUUGGCAUGGUAAAUGUACAUUUCAAUUGCAACUGCUUACACUCAAAUUCAACCUAAUGUUUUAAUGAAUCACCUUAUUUUAUUUCAAAGUAAAAAAUAGUUGGAGGGAGAAGUUUGGGGGGGGGUCCAAUUUAAUAUUUAGGAGUGUUAAAAACAGAAAAGACACAAAGAGAGAAGAGAAAACAAGGUAUUCUCACAUAAUAAGCUACCUCAUUACACAUGUGCAGGACCCUCAGUGUAUCUCCCCCAACCAGUGACAAACAUAAUAAUAAUAUGCCAUUUAGCAGACGCUUUUAUCCAAAGCGACUUACAGUCACGUGUGCAUACAUUUUUACGUAUGGGUGGUCCCGGGGAUCGAACCCACUACCCUGGCGUUACAAGCGCCAUGCUCUACCAAUUGAGCUACAGAGGACCACAUGCACACACAUGCACACACACACACACACAUACAUGCACACGCACGCACACACACGCACACACGCGCACACACACACACACCCUUCCUUGCUAACUAAAUUACUUCUCUCCUUGUCUUCUCCAGACUAUAAGCAUGUGGUGGAUGCCUCUAUUCCUGGGGAGAACUACCGCUGCUGGCCAUCCUAUCAGCACGAUGGAUGUCUGCUAUCAGUCUUCAGCAUCACAGAGGCUAUUGGUGUGUGUGAGAGCCAUGCCCAGUGCCAAGCAUUUGUACUGACCAAUCAGACCACCUGGACAGGCAAGAGUUACAUUUACAUUCACAUUUUAGUCAUUUAGCAGACGCUCUUAUCCAGAACGACUUGCAGUUAGUGCGUUCAUCUUAAGAUAGCUAGGUGGGACAACCACAUAUCACAGGCAUAGAAAGUACAUUUUUCCUUAAUAACGUAGCUAUCAGUAGAGUCAGAGCUACAAGGGGGGGUUAUUUAUUUAUUAUUCGAGGUGAGGAGGAGGAGGAGGAGGAGGAGGAAUAUUUAAGAUACUGUUUAAAGAAGUAGGGUUUCAGAUGUUUUUGGAAGAUGGGCAGGGACUCUGCUGUCCUAGCUUCAGGGGGAAGCUGGUUCCACCAAUGGGGUGCCAGGACAGAGAAGAGCUUGGACUGGGCUGACCGGGAGCUGCCCUAUUUUAAGGGUGGGAGGGCCAAGAGACCUGAGGUGGCAGAACGGAAUGUUCGGGUUGGGGUGUAGGGUUUGAGUAUAGCCUGAAGGUAGGGAGGGGCAGUUCCUCUUGCUGUUCUGUAGGUAAGCACCAUGGUCUUGUAGUGGAUGCGAGCUUCGAGCGGGGUGACGUGAGGGAACUUGGGAAGGUUGAAAACCAGGCGGGCUGCAGAGUUCUGGAUAAGUUGCAGGGGUUUGAUGGCACAAGCAGGGAGCCCAGCCAACAGCGAGUGAAUGUUUCUUCACGCUACAGCGUUAUCAUUGUAUUGUUGAAGACAAUGUGUGGGGUGCAUUCGUGUGGCUGUCUGUGUGUGUGUGUGUUUGUGUGUCCAUUUGUGUCUGUGGGGUUUGUCCAUAAAGUACCCUGUGUGUGUUUGUGUGUGUGUGUGUGUGUGUGUGUGUGUGUGUGUGUGUGUGUGUGUGUGUGUGGGAGGUAAAGUACCCAGCGUUGUCAGACGUCUCUCUCUCUGAUCAAACAGAGGCAGGGCCUUCAGUAUCGUCGUCUCUCGUCACUAACCCCCUCCUUUCUACUAGGUGUCACUCACGCGCACACACACACACACACUUCAUUAGAGCUCAGUCUGAGGGGAGCACAUCAGCAUGGCAAUCCCUAUUUAUUGAACCAGGCCCGUCUAGACCCACAGCACUUUCACAUUCCUUCUCUUCACUCUUCGUCCUCCUCCUCUCCAGCCAUCAUACAGUAUCUCUCUCUGUCUCUACCUCCUCUACACACCGCAGUUCUUUAUUUUCAGUCUUUCUAUUUUUUAGCAAUUUCUGGUACGAUUGUCAUCGUAUUCAUGCAAUUAACAGAUAAUACAUUGUAGAAGGUAUGCAUAUGCUAGGGUACUUUCAGCUCAUUUAACACAAUGUCUUCCUCUUACGGUCUCUCCUACUUUUCCACUUUUAUUCACAUUUAUUGAUUUUUCUUCUUCUCUGUCCCCAGGUCACCAGCUUGUAUUCUUCAAGACGGGCAGUGCCAGUCUGAGCUCUGCCAAGGGACGGGUCACCUACGUCAGAGUUGGCAGCUGAAUCAACGGAGGGGGAGGAGACUUAACUGCCAAACCUCCCUCUGAUUGGCUAACCUGCUCCUGGGGCAUGCCCUCACGGCUUAGUGAGUCACCCCAUUGGAUGGGUCGGACAGAGGGAGUUGAAGAUGGAUCCUAGACCACACCCUCCAUGGGGCAUAGAGAAGCCUAACCCAAACCAGCUCUCACUGAAGUGCAAUAAUAUCACUAGGAGAACAAUGUUACAAUAUUGCUCUUCAUAUGUGUUCUGCAAAGGAAAAUGUUGGGUUGUGCAAGGCUAUAGCUCAGGGUGUAGUGAGGUUACCCUCCUAGCUAAGAAGGGUGAGAGUGCACGCCUGAGAUUCCCCUCCUGUGCCCCCUAAACUACACUACAUGUUCAAAAGUAUGU